Molecule: messenger RNA, 819 nt
Organism: Rotaria sp. Silwood2
Lineage: Eukaryota; Metazoa; Rotifera; Eurotatoria; Philodinida; Philodinidae
Source: the annotation of a GenBank genome assembly
AUGAUGGAUCAUGAAAUUUAUUCGAACGAAGAAAUCAAUGCAGUUAAAAUAACACACAAAAAAUUUGAAUCAUGGCACGAUCGACUUGCUUAUGCAGCUGUACAAACAUUACGUUUCUUUUUUGAUACAAUGACUGGUUAUGUUCAUGAAUCUCCUCAAUCAAAAACAAAUAUUGAAAAUCAAAAUCGUCGACCAAAAAAAUCUAUGACCGAAAAACAAUGGUUGAGACGUAUUAUAUUUUUAGAAUCGAUUGCCGGUGUACCAGGUAUGGUUGCUGGCAUGAAUCGUCAUAUGAAAUCACUUCGUACAAUGCAACGUGAUUAUGGAUGGAUUCAUACGCUUUUAUCUGAAGCAGAAAAUGAACGUAUGCAUUUAUUAACAUUUUUAGAAUUACGAAAUCCUGGUUGGAUUUUUCGUACAUUUGUUCUAUUGGGUCAAGGUAUUUUUUUUAAUGGAUUCUUUUUUACUUAUCUUCUUUCACCGAAAAUUUGUCAUCGUUUUGUUGGUUUUCUUGAAGAAGAAGCUGUUAUUACAUAUACUCGAUGUAUUGAAGAACUUGAUGCUGGCAGAUUACCUAAAUGGUUGAAAACACCAGCACCACAAAUUGCUAAAAAUUACUGGAAAUUAUCAGAUAAUGCUAUGAUGAGAGAUGUUUUAUUAGCUGUACGUGCUGAUGAAGCUACUCAUCGACAAGUUAAUCAUAAAUUAGCUGAUAUUGGAUCUGAUGCACCGAAUCCAUUUUUGUCUCGAACAAAAGGAGAACGAGAGCCAUUUAGUGAACAAGAACAAAAGGACAUUGAUACGGCUGGCAAAAAAUAA